This is a messenger RNA of Arxiozyma heterogenica, 1155 nucleotides long. RefSeq names its product Hym1p (gene HYM1). Lineage: Eukaryota; Fungi; Ascomycota; Saccharomycetes; Saccharomycetales; Saccharomycetaceae. Gene Ontology annotation, molecular function: protein serine/threonine kinase activator activity. The transcript has a single exon. The coding region runs from base 1 to 1155 and encodes 384 amino acids. The record is from RefSeq and is a predicted model, not a curated record. Gene Ontology annotation, biological process: intracellular signal transduction.
AUGUUCAAAAAAUAUAAAAACCAGGACUUAGAUAUGACUUUUUGGUGGAAGAAGAAUCCAAAGACGCCUAUUGAUAAUGUCAAACUACUUAUAGAACAACUUUCCAAAAUCAACACUGCGUCUACUAUUGAUAAUAAAAAGAAGUUACAAGGUGAAUGUUGGAACUAUUUGAUUGCUAUCAAGUUGUAUACUAUAGGAGAAGCAGACCCUAAACCUACACCUGAAUUAAUAGACGAAAUGUUUAAAGAAAUGCAUAAUUUAGAUUUAUUUUAUGAACUAUUGGAGCAUUUCACUGAUUUAGAAUUUGAAGCAAGAAAAGAAAUUGUGUUACUUUUUGCCAUAUGUUUGAACUACUCUAAGGAUAAUAAGUUUGUUACUGUUGAUUACCUUGUAUCCAAACCUAAAUCAUUAAAUUAUAUGUUACGAUUGAUGGAAUCCUCCUUGCAAAAAAGGAUAUCUCCUCAAGAUCUUUUUUUGCUUGUUGGUAAUAUGGUUCUUGAAUGUGUGAAAUAUGAACAACUGAAUAGAAUAAUUCUAAAAGACACUCAAUUAUGGAGAUUUUUCCAAUUUGCUACAAUAAAUAACUUUGAAAUCAGUACCCAAUCAUUACAAAUAUUAAAUUCUGCAUUAACAGAACACCCUAAAUUGGUAUCCCAAGAAUUCUUUUCCACUGAAAAUAAUAUUACUAAAUUUAUUCUAAGUAUAAAUAAAUUAAUUGCACAUGGAUCAUAUGUAACAAAGAGACAAUCCACUAAGUUAUUAUCAUCAUUAAUAUUAAGAAAGGCUAACAACCAAUUAAUGCAAUAUUACAUAAAUUCAUCAGACAAUUUAAAAUUGAUCAUGACUGUAAUGACGGAUAAAUCGAAAAAUCUUCAAUUAGAAGCUUUCCACGUAUUCAAAGUAAUGGUUGCUAAUCCAAGAAAGACAAAACCAGUGUUUGAUAUUUUAACCAAAAACAGAGAUAAGUUACUAAUAUAUUUCGAGAAAUUUGGAGCGGAUAAUAUGGAUCAAACAUUUCAAGACGAAAGGAAUUUUAUCAUACAACAAAUUGAUGGGUUACCGAGGUUAGUAGUAUCCUCCACAAACAAUGAAGGUGUAUUAAACCCUUCGCUUUCAAUUGUGUCUGCCUCAUCAUCUCCAAUUCAAAAUACUUAA